This is a messenger RNA of Prorocentrum cordatum, 1712 nucleotides long. Lineage: Eukaryota; Dinophyceae; Prorocentrales; Prorocentraceae. The record is from the annotation of a GenBank genome assembly.
GAUGGUACUGUGGCAAGUGCGGGUUCUUCAACUACGGGCACCGUCGCGUCUGCCGCCAAAGUGGAUGUGAUGGGUGCAACCCAGUUCAAGCAGUUCGGCCUGAUCAGAGUUACUGGCCACAGUACUCGGUGCCAGGCGGUGUGUGGUAUCAAGGGCCUCCAGCGCUUCGACAGAGUGAUGGAGGCAAAGGAGGAGCGCGAGAUGUGGAUGGCCAUGUCGGAGGAGCAGUUCGCCGUUCUGGGUCAAAGCUUGUCGCAGUCGCACAGAGAUCAGCUCGCCCACGCUCGUGCCAUGGCCAACUUCGGGCUGCAGGGCGCGCAGGCGGAGGCGCAGCAGGCAAAUCUACAGAUUGGGAAGUUCUCGCAGCAGGUGCUGCACCAGAAGCAGAGGCUCGCGAAGCUGGAGGAGCAGGCGCAGCAGGCGAUCAUGGCGGCGGUCGAGGCCAAGCAGCAGUUGCAGGAGACGGAGAAGCAGCUGUGCGAGGCCAAGCGGCGCGCGGCGGAGCACCUGGGGCCCCAGGGGCUGGCGCGGCAGGUCGCGACCGACGCGAUCGAGACGCCGAUCAAGGAGGCGCUGGGCAAGUUCGAGCAGGCGGUGCCGUCGGAGAUUGCCCCGCAGCUGCAGGGCGCGGUCGCUGCGCUCAGGGCGGCCAUGGAGGCGGUGGCGCAGCAGGCCGCGGCGGCGAUGCAGGGGAAGCCGCCUGGGGGCGCCGCGGCGCCAGGCGGCACCGGUGGCGCCGCCGCCGCGGGCGCGGGAGCGGGCGCCGCCAGAGCGGGAGGCGCUGGCGCUGGUGCCCCGCCGCCAGGCGCCCAGGGUGCCGCAGGCAGCGGCGCCGACACGUCGCGCGACGUCAAGAUGGUGGAAGCUGAUGGUGGUGUGCUUCUUGACCUUCGCUCUCAGCUGGAGUCCGAUGGCAAGCUCAAGGACCCCGAAGUGCAGGCCACCAUCCAGAGCCUGUUCAGCAAGGCGAAGGCUACGUAUGCUGAGUUCUGUGCUUUGGCCGAGCAGGAGCUGGUGAACACUUACCAGAUCGCUCCUGCGCAGGCUGAUGGGUACAAAGGCCAGGAUAAGCAGGUGCAGGACUUGCUGAAAAAGGCAAGGGAGCCGCCCACGAUCUUGUGGGAGUGCGAGCGCUGGGUCAACUGGAGGCAUAAGCAUUUUUCUCUGGAAGGCUACCACGCCGAGGCGCUGCACGAAGCGAUCCAGGACCAUGUAAAGUGCAUCCAGGGUGAGGAGCAGGUUUGGAAAAGGUCUCGGCAACAAGAGCGGAGACAAUGGGCCCGCUCGGCCCUGGAAAAUGGCGGGGGGCAAGCUCACAAGUGGACGAAGCAGCCCAACGACUGGAUCCCCGCGGACCCUGGCCUCGAUGGGGCCCCUGGAGGUUUUCAGGAUCAGGUGGAGGCCCUGGAGGAGGAGUGGAAGCGCAUCUGGAGGUUCGGGGAGGUGCCCAAGGUCGCUCCCAGGAUGCUCAAUGAGAUGCCCCUCGAGGACCCGAAGCCGCCAGUUGCGCCAGAUAAAAUCAGGUCCGUCUUGGGGAAGUUCAAGAAGCAUGCAGCUGUGGGAGUUUGUAACUGGGCCCCGCACGCGCUGAAGCAGCUCUGUUCUUCUGGCUUGCUUGCUCUCAGUGUCUUGAUGUAUCUGUGGGACACGUACACCCAGAUGCCCGAGCAGAUUGCGCUGCUCAUUUUGCCGUUUUUGCAGAAGCGGGGGAG